AUGGACUCAGAAGAUUACAAGGUAAAAGAUAUAACUUAAGAUGACUUUGGAAGGAAAGAGCUAAAUUUAGCAGAAGUUGAAAUGCCAGGCUUGAUAGCUUUUAGAGAAGAAUACGGGCCAGAAUAAAUACUAAAGGGAGCUCGUAUUUCAGGAUCUUUACAUAUGACUGUCUAAACUGCGGUUUAAUUGAAACACUCCACGCUUUAGGGGCUAAAGUAAGCACAGGAUCAUGCAGCUGCUGCUAUUGCUUAAGCUAAAACUGCAGCUGUAUUUGCAUAGAAGGCUCAAUCAUUGUUAGAGUAUUGGGAUUGUAUCAUGAGCGCUUUGGAUUUGGGUAAUGUCGAAGGACCCACUUUGAUAGUUGAGGAUGGUGGCGAUAUGGCAAUGAUACUUGAAGGAUUUAUAUGGGAAAAGAGAUAAGAGGCUAAUGGUGAACUGCCUGAACCAGAAAAAGGAGAAUCUAAAGAUGAACAAGCACUAUUAAAAGUUUUGAGAAAGGAAAUUCAAUAAUCACCAAAUAAAUUUAGAAAUUAUAUCGGCCAUCUUAUAGGAGUAUCAGAGGAAACAACUACUGGGGUUCAUAGAUUAAAGUAAAUUGCUUAAAAGGAGAGCUAAUAUUCCCAGCCAUAGGUGUUAAUGAUUCGGUUACUAAAUCGAAAUUUGAUAACAUUUAUGGAUGUAGACAUUCAAUUAUAGAUGGAAUCUUCAGAGCAACAGAUGUUAUGUUAUCAGGAAAGAAAGCAUUAGUUUGUGGAUUUGGAGAUGUAGGAAAAGGAUGUGCUCAAGCAUUCUAAAGAUAAGGUUGUCGAGUUUAUACACUUAAUAAUAAUAAUUCAUAUAGAUUCAUUCUAAUAUUUUAAUUAUUUGUUAAAAAUUAUUAAAAAUAAAUAUUUUUAUUACUGCUACGGAAAUAAGGAGAUCAUUAAUCCUUUGCAUAUGUCUCAGAUGAAGCAUAAUGCUAUAGUUGGUAAAAUCGGACAUUUUGAUGUUGAAAUUGACAUGAAGGUAUUAAGAUAAUGGGAAGGAAUCAAGAAAGUGGAAGUUAAACCAUUAUGUGAUUGA
Paramecium tetraurelia is the source of this 1062-nucleotide messenger RNA. RefSeq lists its product as uncharacterized. Gene Ontology annotation, molecular function: adenosylhomocysteinase activity. Gene Ontology annotation, biological process: L-methionine cycle. NCBI's taxonomy places the organism in Eukaryota, Ciliophora, Oligohymenophorea, Peniculida, Parameciidae. The record is from RefSeq and is a predicted model, not a curated record. The transcript is spliced from 4 exons. Gene Ontology annotation, cellular component: cytosol.